CAAAAUGCGGAAGUUGUUUCGGAAACCGCACAGAAAAGUGUCAGAAAAAUUGAGCAUGUGAUCAAAUCUGAGAAGCGAGUGUCAGGAAUAGAUAAGAAGCCUGCGGCGUCUGUCCCCAAAGUGGAAAGAAGAAAGAAGUCGGUUCUUCACAAGGAUGGUAGUGUGACCCUAGAGCAACCAUCUACCAGCUUGGAUACCACGCAUACUUUUGCCAAAGAAACCUCACAGGUUCGGCUUGCUAAGGUUAAGGAGGUAAAGCUACAGAAUAAGCUGGAAGUAGCUCCCACCGCAACGUCUUUGCCCGGAACAUCAUCAACGGUAGGGUUGUCAACAUCGAAGACACCAAAAACGACGAAGAAACGAAAAAGUCCUGUGAUAGAGGCGCAAAAGACUGUGUUUGUUAGAGUUGCGGUUGCGCUUAUGGCCCCUGCCAAGGGACUUGCUGUUGAGAGCCAACUCCCUCCCAAAAUCGCCGAAAAGGCUUCAUUUGCGUGCUGUGCACCUCUAUUACAAGAUCCAAGAAGGUUAGAACUGUUCACCGACACUGGGUUAGAUCUACUUGCUGAGGUUGCAGUAUCUGCUGCGUCACCUUUGCGGAAGAAUUUUGAACCAAUUCACAAGGAAUCUCAGAGCACCCAUGAGCUGCAGAAAGAACAGCGAAAGGGAAGAAUACCUGAAAUAAUCCCUCUAGAGUUCGAUGAGGUGAUGUCAUUAGAACCAGAAGCUGUUGAAGAAGAGUUCAUAAUCUAUGAUGAAGUUCAAACGGAUGGUAGAAGUGACAGACCGGAAGAAGAGAAUUUGACAAUUAGGAAAGGUCGUAGAAGUCGUAAAACUGCUCGCACUUCCAUAGAUACUGCCAUACGUAAUGAGAGAAAGCGAAAGAUAUAUUCACCAGAACCUGAGUUAGCAGAAACCCCAAAACGAAGAAGAUCGAAAGCAAUCGCGGAGCGCACUGAGACUUCUUCUAUCAAAAAAGAUGUUGUUAAAGCUGCAGCUUCUCGCGCUAGAGGAAAGCGAAAAACAGCAGCAUUUGUGGAGGAUUUGAAUGAUCUCGUGAUAAGCGUGGAGCCUCCAAGACCUUUAGAGAUAACAGAAGUGCAGGAGGAUGUGCAACCAAGAAAAUCUAAGCGUAGAAAGACUGUCGAGCCAGUAACUGCCCAAGUGGCCACUGUCGAUGUUGAGGAAACCACAGCUAGACGCAGGAGAACGAUCGCAGCCGGAAAGCCGACUACUAGAAAAGGCACUGCAGCCGACAGAUCCGUUCUGGAAGAUCUAUUGAAGGAGAUACCCGUACUGAAGAGAUCUACACUUGCACCGAUCACAAAUUCCACACCUUCGACCUCAUCAGCUCAGUUAGAACCAAGGUAA
This is a messenger RNA of Cylicostephanus goldi, 1368 nucleotides long. The record is from the annotation of a GenBank genome assembly. NCBI's taxonomy places the organism in Eukaryota, Metazoa, Nematoda, Chromadorea, Rhabditida, Strongylidae.